Penicillium odoratum is the source of this 1179-nucleotide messenger RNA. RefSeq names its product PH domain-containing protein. Lineage: Eukaryota; Fungi; Ascomycota; Eurotiomycetes; Eurotiales; Aspergillaceae. Bases 1 to 1179 code for a protein of 392 amino acids. The transcript has a single exon. The record is from RefSeq and is a predicted model, not a curated record.
AUGAAUUCGGUGCUCGCUCGUCCCUCGCUCUCCGAAGGGCUCAGCAACAGAUCCCCCGCCAUCCGGGUUCCUGAUCAUAAUCUCCGCCCACCUCCGUCGCGCAGCGGCCAUGUCAAUCUGGACGUCUUCUCCCCGGUCAACGAGAACGGAAGCUUCGAAUUCGACCGCGUAAUCAAGAGUGGUCGUGUUUCCCGACGUGUCAAACACAAACAUGUCUUCCGCGCCUCCUGGAAACCAGCCUACCUUGUUCUCCGCCCGAAUCUACUUUCCGUCUACAAGGAUGAAGAAACUACCCGUCUCCGCGUCUCCAUCAACAUCUCCGACGUAACCGCUGUCGCGUCGGUCAAGUCACCCCGCUCGCACCGUCAACAUGUCUUUGGUGUAUUCACACCCUCCAAGAACUACCGCUUCGAGGUGCUCUCCGAGCGCGACGCAGAAGACUGGAUUGCCCGCAUCCGCAAAGAGACCCACGCGGACGAGGACGAGGCUGCCAUAGCCGCUCUCUCCAGGAACCACGGCACCCCCGCCAUCCAGAAACAGCUCGUCGACGAUACAACCGACCACUCCGACUUCGAUGCAGCCCGUCCCAGCUCUCCCGAGGGCCGUACCUUAUCCCCUGGGGCCCGAUCCUCCCGCAAACCCCCUUACACCCAGGACUACUCCGGCAACGACGUCACCUCCUACUCCGAGCUCUCCGAUGCCUCCCCUCCACGAAACAGCCGGCUGCGCUCAAUGCCCUCAAUCCAUACACUCUCCGUCUCCGCGCCGGAUGACAGAUUCUUGUCCACAUCCCUGCCGCGAGAUGCAGGCCGAGCGGACCUAGGCAUCCUGCGCGAUCCCGAGCGGGUCAUCUGCCAGGGAUAUCUGCAGGGGCUGCGCAUUAAGGGAGCCGUGCGCCAGUGGAAACGGCUCUGGGUUGUGCUGCGGUCAAAGAAUCUCGCCUUCUACAAGGAUGAGCAGGAGUACUCGCCUGUCAAGAUCAUGUCCAUGUCGCAGAUUAUUGAUGCAGCCGAGAUCGAUCCCUUGUCUCGAUCGAAGAAGUUCUGUUUGCAGAUCAUCGCCGAGGAAAAGAGCUAUCGUCUUUGUGCUCCGGAUGAAGAGUCCCUGGCACGCUGGCUGGGAUCGUUGAAGAGUAUUAUUGUUGCUCGCAAGAAGCUUGAGACAACUGCCGCGGUUUAA